AUGAGAUAUGGGGUUCGUGAGUUGAUUCAUUUUUUUGUAGAAGUUGAGAAUCUUCGAGAUCUGACCUUGAAAUGUGCGUCGUUGGUCAAGUUCAUCCGUACGUCGAAACCCAAGCUCUUGGAGAUGCGAGCAUUUGGCAACAUGUGCAAAAAAAGCAUACGGAAAGGAAACGCUCAUCUCUCCGAACCAAACCAAGUUUGUACCGGUGCUCUAUAUCUUUACGGCACGUGA
Necator americanus (New World hookworm) is the source of this 231-nucleotide messenger RNA. RefSeq lists its product as uncharacterized. The record is from RefSeq and is a predicted model, not a curated record. NCBI's taxonomy places the organism in Eukaryota, Metazoa, Nematoda, Chromadorea, Rhabditida, Ancylostomatidae. The transcript has 2 exons. Bases 1 to 231 code for a protein of 76 amino acids.